AUGAGGAGCAGUUGUCCCGAAGAUGCCGGUGCACCUGUUGAGGAGCCGGCCUUCACAUCUAUUCUGGCGUCGUGCGAAGCUCGGCUGUUCGCGCUGCGUGAGCAGACAGCCGUGUUGGAAGGAUUGCUUUUAACGGAAGCGAAGAGACGGACGGAACACGAUAAUCAGCUGCAGAAAUAUAUUGAUGAUGCCGCCCGUAUAAUGGAGCACAGAAUAAAGGAAGAGCUGAAUGCCCGGAUGAUGUCUUUGCAGACUACUGUAGAACAACUUUCUGCCAAGGCCACGAAACUGACGGGGGAGUUGCGUUUAGAACGCGAAAAGAACAUUCGGCUGACACAAGAGCUUCAGACGUUUGUCGUGGAGGGAAUAGGCGAGCUUCAGGCCGCUCUGCGAAGCGAGUGCGUGGAACGCGAGGAUCGGGACCGUCUGCUGAGGGCAAAGCUCACUGAAACAACAACGGAGUUUCUCAGCAAAAUGGCGGAAGAAGAAGAACGGUGGAAAAAAUUAUUUGAAGCAAAGAGGGAGAAUGCCGACAGCAAAAACGAGAGUUCUAUCCGUGAGAGCGGCAAACACUAUGACGAACCAAUUUCAAUUCUCUCAGGGAAAACGUCCUAA
Trypanosoma grayi is the source of this 615-nucleotide messenger RNA. RefSeq lists its product as hypothetical. The record is from RefSeq and is a predicted model, not a curated record. Gene Ontology annotation, molecular function: structural constituent of cytoskeleton. The transcript has a single exon. Bases 1 to 615 code for a protein of 204 amino acids. Lineage: Eukaryota; Euglenozoa; Kinetoplastea; Trypanosomatida; Trypanosomatidae.